GCCACGUCGCACGACCGCGCAAUUGUCAGUUAAAUCGAUGCAGUGCCGAAUCUGCGAUGGCACAGUUAUAUGUUCCCGGUCAUGUUGGCCGAUAGCUUGAUCGCCUGACAGGGAAGGCAUGUGGUGAAGGCAGGAGAGCAAGCAAUGGAAGUUGUGAAUGGCGAUCUUAACAGCCACUCAGAUGUGAUCCUCAAUGGGUACAUGAACAAAAGUUUUCAGUCCAGUCCAAAGGAGAACGAGACAGGCAUUAUGGCAAUUUGUGAGCUUCACCACUGUGAAGUCAGUGGGGUUUCCACUCAGCUUCAAGGCGAGGAUACUACACACAGGUAUGAGAAGAAAGCAAAAGGGACCCGAAUCUGGAGGUUUGUCAGUAGACGGAGAGCUAAUUCUGGGCGUAGUAAAAGACCUCAGUCUAUGAUACUCACAAGUGAGAUCAGUGAGCCCAAGCCUAAACUGUCUUUCAUGGACAAAGUGAGAUCAUUUAAAAGACUGAGAUCUGCAACUUUUUCCAAGAGUUCUGUCCUUCGUAAUUCCAAAGCAAAGGUCCCCAGUCAACCAUCAGAAGACAUAGAACUUACCAUACCAAGUGCUUUAUUUAGGACAAGGAAAUAUGCUGAUGGCCAAAGACCAUACAGACAUUCUUAUGCAGGCUACAUUGAUGACCUUGAUACCUCAUUUGAAGAUGUAGAGUUAAACAUUAGUAUUUCUGAAUGUUUUCCUAGUGAAAACAAGUGGUUAAGGGACAUAGAUGGCGAAAUGAAUGGAACUUCUGAAGAUAUGGACAACGAAAAUUUUGGCAGCAAUCGUAGAUGGCCAUUGGUUAACACUAAGAGCUCAACUAUUGCUGAAGGAGAAAUCCAAAGGCGAGGACUUAAAAUGGCACCAGAACAUCGCAGAGGAAGGAGCUCUUAUAUGUGGAGUUACAUAAAGGGCCUAUCAAAAGAUGCAAAGGGAUUUGAGAAAUUUCAAGGCAGUACAUUCCAAAAUGCAGAUGACACAAGUGAUAGUAUUUCUUCUGCUGAAAAAGAUCAAAGAUUACAGGACAAUGUGACUAAAUCACCUGACACUGGAAGCAGUGGGAAAUCCAAAAACUUUGGUGGGGUAUUUAAAUUUUUCAGCAACGUGGCAGAAGUAGCUAGGAAAUGGAGAGGGUCCACUAGGUCAUCUACAUCAGAUGAUCAGGUUUCUCAGUCAACUCCACGAACUCCUAGAAUGCAGAACUCCUUUAUCAAAGAACCUUUAGUAAUUGAAAAUGAGAAUGCAUUGAUUUUUCUUUCUGAGAUUCCUCAGUCUACAGAUUCUCGCGUGUGGGAGAAUCACCAUCUCAUGGAUAAUGCACCAGUUCAGGAAAUUUUACCCACUAUCAGAACAGAAGAAGACACAAAAAAUCCAGAGUUAUACACGCCAAAAGUAUUGGAUGAUGAUACAUCAUAUUUAAACGAUACUUCCUGUGUGGAAGAAGUUCCCCAAAAACCAACACAAGCAAUGUUUGAAUUGUCACAACCCGAGGAAAAUAGCAGCCAUGAUGUUCCCAGUCUGAGCUCAGAUACUUGUGAUGAAAAUUCCCAAACACAAACUCUAAAUAGGUCACAAUUGGAUGAAGCAUUUGAGAAAAAUCCUGAAACCACGAUUACGUCAAGUCUGAAUGAUACACAAGAUGAAGAUGUAUUUGAAUGUAGUGAAUCUCAGUUUAGCUUGUCAACUUCAGCCUCAUCCAGUGAAGAGGAACAGUGGCAUGAUGGACUUCUUGAUAUCUCCAGAGAAGAAGAAGGAAUUGUGCAUUGUGGAGAUUCUGAGUUCACAGAGGAACACAUCAGGGAGAACAUGCAAACAGUAUGUGAGGAUAAAAGAAAAAUAACUGAGGAACAGUGGCACGAUGGACUUCUCGAUAUCUCCAGAGAAGAGGAAGGAAUUGUGCAUUAUGAAGGUUCUGAGUUCACAGAGGAACAGAUCAGGGAGAACAUGCAAACAGUAUAUGAAGAUGAUGAAAUUGUCUCUGCUAAAGAUAAUCCUGAUGCUGCCGAUAUCCUAGAUAAUGACACCAGCAAUGCAAGUGACUCUGAUGCAGACCAAAAGAGCGAAGGGUCUGGGAAGAUGCCACCUACAUUCCCUGGUGUUUUUAUGAAGGAUCAGAGUAUCCUCCCACCUCUGCGACUACCUCCCACUCCUCUUACUGUGCCACCUUCAUUCAAGUUCCCUCUGGAUAGAUGCAUGUCACUACCUCUAUCGCAGAGCACUCCAUCUGGACUGGAUCAAGUAGGAUGGAUGAAAAGGAAGCUAAUGAGUACAGGAGAGGGUGAUUUAGGUUCAAAAACUUUGGAGGGCCGCCGAGACAGCAGAAAGGGGAGAAGCAGAUGGAAGGCUUUACAUCCUGGAUCACACCAGCUGCCAGUGCACCAGCUAAUCAGCGGUGGAUCUAUUGUAAGUGCUGAGGCAGCAUGGGAUCACGUCACCAUGGCCAACCGGGAGUUGGCAUUUAAAGCCGGCGACGUCAUCAAAGUCCUAGAUGCUUCCAACAAGGAUUGGUGGUGGGGUCAGAUUGAUGAUGAGGAAGGAUGGUUUCCUGCCAGCUUUGUGAGGCUUUGGGUAAAUCAGGAAGAUGGAGUGGAGGAGGGCCCCAGCGAAGUGCAAAAUGGGCAUUUGGACCCAAGUUCCGACUGCCUAUGUAUUGGCAGAACUCUCCAGAACCGGGAUCAGAUGAGAGCCAAUGUCAUCAAUGAAAUCAUGAGCACAGAAAGACAUUACAUCAAACACUUGAAAGAUAUAUGUGAGGGUUAUUUAAAGCAAUGCAGGAAGCGGAGAGACAUGUUCAGUGAUGAACAGUUGAAGGUCAUCUUUGGAAACAUCGAAGACAUCUACCGGUUCCAGAUGGGCUUUGUUAGAGACCUUGAGAAGCAGUACAAUAACGAGGAGCCACAUCUCAGUGAAAUAGGACCAUGUUUUCUAGAACACCAAGAUGGAUUCUGGAUAUACUCAGAGUACUGUAAUAAUCAUUUGGACGCCUGCAUGGAACUCUCCAAGCUGAUGAAGGACGGCAGGUACCAGCAUUUCUUUGAAGCGUGCCGACUACUGCAGCAAAUGAUUGACAUUGCCAUCGAUGGGUUCCUUCUGACACCUGUGCAGAAGAUCUGCAAGUAUCCGCUUCAGCUGGCUGAACUACUAAAGUACACAGCACAGGACCACAGUGAUUACAGGUAUGUGGCAGCUGCUCUUGCUGUUAUGAGGAAUGUCACCCAACAGAUCAAUGAGCGGAAGAGGAGACUGGAAAAUAUUGACAAAAUUGCACAGUGGCAAGCAUCAGUUCUGGACUGGGAGGGAGACGAUAUCCUGGACAGAAGUUCCGAACUUAUCUACACUGGAGAGAUGCAGUGGGUCUACCAGCCGUAUGGACGCCAGCAACAGAGAGUAUUCUUCCUAUUUGAUCACCAGUUGGUUCUCUGUAAAAAGGACCUGAUUCGGAGAGACAUCCUUUAUUAUAAAGGUCGCUUGGAUAUGGACAAAUAUGACGUUAUAGAGGUGGACGAUGGGCGGGAUGAGGACUUUAAUGUCAGUGUGAAGAAUGCCUUUAAGCUGCAUAACAAGGAGACAGAAGAGAUGCACCUAUACUUCGCCAAGAAGCUAGAAGAGAAGCUGAGGUGGCUGCGUGCCUUCAGGGAAGAGAGGAAGAUGGUGCAGGAAGAUGAGAAGAUUGGUUUUGAAAUAUCAGAAUACCAGAAGAGGCAAGCGGCAAUGACUGUGCGUAAAGUGAGCAAGCAGAAAGCUGGUGUCAGCUGCCCUCGCUCAGUACCUCCAGCAUAUCCGCCGCCUCAGGAGCCAGGGGCCAUCCAAGGACAGUAUAUGGUGACCGACGGCAUUUCACAACCACAAGUUUUUGAGUUCACUGAACCUAGAAGAAGUCAAUCCCCGUUCUGGCAAAACUUCAGCAGGUUGACGCCUUUCAAAAAAUAAUACAGAAAUUUAAAUAUAUAAAUAUAUAUAUUGAGAAAGGAGUAUUAAAAUUAGAAAAAAAAGAAAUUAUAUUUAUAGAUGGACCUUUUUUCGGAGAAGCACUGUUGCAAUUAUUCUAUGAAAGGACCAAAAAAAAAAAGAAACAAACAAGAAAACUAACUAAAAACAAAAAACUUUUUACUCCUUAAAAUAUUUCAUUUUAUUUCCCCCCGUCGGACAUCAGGAACUGCUCUGCUUUGAAAAGCUCCAUGAACCAUUUUCUCUCCCUGUAGAGUUUCAUUCACAAUCAGAAGACUUUUACCGUUUCUCUUCUCAGACUCUGGGACCUUCCUUCGCUUUCCAUGUUAGUGACCACUCACGUUUACGAGUCACCUGGUUUCCAGUGGAAAUUGCACAUUUUGUUUAAAAAGAACAUUCUCUCUGAUUUAGGAUGGAAACACAGUGGUUAAAGGAAAUAAUUCAAACAAAACCUACAAGCUGCUUUCAUUUCAUAAUAUCCAUCAACAUACAUUCCCAUGCCUGCAGAUCCAGUGGGACUGCCAAAGAGCUGCUAGUCCCCCUGGUGCUGGAAGGUUUGCCCAUGCCUCAUUCUCAUUCAUUCCUCGAGAGCAACCAUUUUGAAAGUGGUCACAUUCUCAACUAAGCACCGCUGCACAAGAAAUGACAGGGGAAGCUUAUAGAAUGCAUUGGCUAGGUAAAAGAUGCGUUAACCUAGAAGAACAGUGUUUGGAAAUGGAACAGAGGGACAGCACCCUACGCUAGUUGUGCAUUAUUAACUAAUCUUAUUGUUUGAAUCUCUGUUUGUUCACAGGGUAUGAAGAAGCAGGAAAAGUAGAAAUUUAGCUUCUUGCUCACCUGCUGAUCCUCCACUAUUGUAGCUGUAGCAGAGCUUUGUAGUUCCCAGUGAGUCUGCUAGCUACUGUGCAGUCCCUCUAUUGCUUUAACUAUUCCGUAAAUGUUCUCAGAUAAGGAUAAAACAUGGCUUGUUACACUUUUAUCACAUUGUGAUAUUUAUUUCCUGUUCUUCCCAAAGAGUAUGGGUUUUAUUGUUUUGUCUUUUUUUGGGGUUAGUGAAUGCCGUCACUUCAGUUGUCUGAGUGAAGAAAUCGGCAGCAACGUUUAUUUUUUUGCUGCCAGUCACUGUUAUUUUUAUUUGGGGUCACUGUGAGCUUUGUAACUAAAAUAACAUGUGAAAUGAGAAAGAUCUGCUGCUUGACAUCCUUACACAUUUGGUGAUCAUUCAAUGCUGCAUCCUCAUUUCUGCCUGAAGCCAUGCUUGCUUGGGAGAGGCAGUGGUUAGUGCUAAACUUCCUUGUCCAAAUGGCAAUAAUGUCUAUGGUGUAAAAUCCCUAAGGCUCCGCGUGUGCUCAGCAGAGCACUUUAGCCUAAAGGGAAGCAGCUUACUAAAAAAAAAAAAAAAAAACUGCUUACAGUCUUGGUGCUGGCUUGAGGUCUAAUAUGUUGUGACAAGUAUUACAUAUUCUCUUUGCAUCUAAUUGCAAGUCAUUGGGUUUCCUUGUACAUUGCCAUUUACAAAUACUUUUAGCUUUUCCAUGUUCCCUGCCCUUUAACCUCUGUUCCUUUUAUUUAAGAAGCAUUCCUUCUACCCAUCUCACACUCUUCCUUCAUUGGUAACUACAUUAUUUAAGUGUAAAUAUAUGAACACUUUAGGUCUUCUUUUCUAUAAUCCCUCUGCACCAUUCCUGUUCUGCUUUCUCUCAUAUUUAGUAUUCAGUGUAGCGCCUCUUUCCAUGCUGCAGACGAUGUAGGCUCAUUCAUUUAAAUGGGUCUGCUUUCCCCCAGAGUAAAGAGGAAGACAGUGUCAGAGCUUAUUAAACAGUUGCCUUUGUUUCAUGUCUCACGUUGCUUUCCCAAGGUGCUCCCAUCAUUUUGUUUGUAGAGUCUGGCUGGUUUUUACAUUCGCCCAUCGUUCUGCUACACUUCAUAUACAACACUUUGAUGAUUGAGUCUAGUCUGCUAGCACACUACUGCCAGCUGUACCCACCUCUCACUGUGCUGAAUGAUACUGUGUCAGGUGCCUUGGGACUAGCAGUUUAUGGACCACCAGCAGGAAUCGGAAGCUUAACUCACAAGAUAUGAAGGUGCAUCCACUCUUACUAUUAGUUAAAAAUGACGUCACUCUUUGUAGCUAACAACUUUGUGUUAUAUUUUUACCAUUAUCAUAAAUACAUACUUGUGAGUUUAUUUGACAACGUAAAGAGCAACAUAAAAAGGGCAAUAACCCAUAAAAACGUACAAUCAGCCUGAAAUGGAAAUAAGGUAAAUGUGAUUGGUUGUUGCAGUGGGUUACUGCACUUUAAACAUCAGCAUUGCUCCUUGCACUGCCUUACUAAAGAAGUCCAUUGGAUUUUGUUCACAUGAUUUAAAUACAUGACAUAUCAAUUCUGAAUCCUGUUUAUGUCUCGUAUAGAGACUGAGAGAUGAUAAAGCUUUUUAUGGCACGAGCUGCAUGUCUACAAGCUGCAUCCUAUUACCUAAAAAAUAUCGUUUUUCUGGAUUAAAGAGAUCAAUGUAAUAUAUAACUUACUGUAAGCGAUUUCAGUGCAUAGGAACACACACACACACACACAAUAGGUGCACUGAUAUCUUACUCAUUGGAGUAUUACACCCAAUGAACUUGUGACAAUCAUAUGAACAGAAUGAACAAUGAAUGUAAUGUGGCUAUAGCCAACAGAGGGAACUACACUGUAGUAUUUACAUUUCAAAAACUGCAGUGGUAAACUUGUAUCAUAUUCCUUAUUCAGGGAAUAACAACAAAUGUUUUUUGUCCAGAUAUAGCACAACUAAUUAAAAAAAAAUAUGUUUAUUUUUUAAUCCUUGUCAAUUUUACAUUGCGGUAUAUCAACUAUAUACUGAAUCAAAAUACAAUUCAACAUCUGUUGAAACUGUUGAAAUUGAGAGCAUGAAGGUUGCAGUGCUGAGCCUGCGUUCAUUGCGAUAAAAUAAAAUUAUAGGCCAUGUGCAAUUCUUCUUGAAACUGUGCCUCUCUUUAUGUACAAAGGUUAUGUUUAUGCCCUACUUCUCAAUACCUGGAAGCUAUGUAAAGCCUUUAUAACUUGAUUGCGCAAUAAGAUCAGUAAAUCUUUUGUAAAUGGAUGUUAACAGGUUGAGCUGUAAGAAUGAAUGCACCUUCCUGGUAGCAACACCUAGCUUUCAUGGAAAUAUGCAUAUCUGGACUUUCUACCUCCUUGGGUUUCUCUGUCUGGUGUUGGAUUCAGAGGACGUGUGUGUUUACACAUGUUUUACAUUUUAGGACCAGUUCUAAAUCAAAUGUUAUACUUAGGCAGGGAUUUUAAUCUGUUAUAUUUAUUUUUUUAUUUCUUUCUCCAGUUUAAAACUUGGCCAUUUAAAUAUUGCUAAAUUUAGAGUAUGAAAAGGGUCACAGCUAUAAAGUAUUUUUUUUUCUGUUUGAUUCAUGUAUUAAAGCCUAACUACAACCAAAAGUAUUUUUUUUUUUUUUUUUAGUAUGGAAAGAGUUACAACCUCUGUCUGGGUUUUUUUGCUGUUUGUGAUAACACUAGUGAGAAUAUGCUCUGCUCAUUUCUUGUCUCAGUGAACCCAGAAGGGAAAUGAUGGGAAAAGGGGUUACCAGAGCAGAAAAACAUGGACAUCAAUAAAAGCCAGAAAAAAAAGGUUCUAACCUUUCCCUGCUCUACUAAAAUACAAAUGUUUUUGUUACUGUCUAUUCUUCUAUAGAUAUUUCCUGUUCUGACUGCCAGGUCAGGAAGUUAGCAAAAAUCUCCCCAGUGGGGACACACAAUACCAUUUAAACCUGACCUGAGGUUCUAACCCUCAAUCACUCUUUCCAAAACUAAAAACAAAAGAUUUAAGAAAUUAAUAGAAGUAGAUGUUUUAAUGGGGUUGUCCCUUUAAGGUUAUAAUAGGUUCAUACAGUAGUUUAGGUUUAUAUAAUUUUAUUCUCUGAGCUGCAAAAUGUGAUCAGCUCUGCAAGUUCCUAUAGUUUGCCUUUGAGCGUGGGGAAGAGGGAUCCACUUCAAAAAGUACUGUGUUCAGCUUUAUCUAUUGUGGAUAGUGCUACUGAAAGUUAUGUUAAGGUGUGCUUAUAAAAUGUAAUACAAUGCUUACAGUGAAACACUAUGGCAAAGAAUUAAUGGAAGAGCACUAGUAUGUAAAAUCCUUUACUUCUUUGGGUAGAAGUUACAUAGCAAAUCAUGAUCAUACAUUUCAUAAGCACAGACCAAGAGGAGUGCCAGAAUGUGAUGCUGUUGUGCAGUAGAGAUUGCCCUCUUAUACUUUAAUGAACUAUGUACUCUACUCUGUAAAGGAGGCAUGUAAGGAUUUUGCAUGCUGGUGCUCAGUCUUUUAUUUCACUUUUCUGCUAUGGAUCCUUCUCCCUCAAGCUUAUGUUACAAAGGGAGACAUUCAAGAACCUGUGUUGUAAGAAUGUUGGAUUUUUCAGUUCAAAAUUGGAGUAGAGAAUGUAAUGGAGUUCAUUUAGGUUUCUUUCAUCUGACAUCACGCUUAUAUAUGAGUGAUGGGUAACACAAUCUUUUGGGGAAGACCUUACACAUCAUAGCAGUAACAUAUUUACUUGCCUUGGACUGUUCCAAAUUGUAAGACACAGAUGAGUGCCAUCUUUAAUGUUUGUGUCUUUUGAGUAUUUUACUACUGAUUUGCUGGCAGUGAUGGAAGACCGCUAUAUGAACCUGACUAUUCAGACUAUUUUCCUACCUAUAUUAUAUCCCUGGUAAUCAUGUAAAAUUGUUUUCUGAAAAGGUUGGGCUGUCAUGUUCUGUCCAUUUUACCAACCUAAGUCUAAGUCUUAUUUCUUUACUUUAGACAAUAAACAAACUGCAACAUG
Molecule: messenger RNA, 8791 nt
Organism: Rana temporaria (common frog)
Lineage: Eukaryota; Metazoa; Chordata; Amphibia; Anura; Ranidae
Gene: ARHGEF9
Product: Cdc42 guanine nucleotide exchange factor 9
Exons: 15
Coding region: 145-3948 (1267 amino acids)
Molecular function (GO): protein binding; guanyl-nucleotide exchange factor activity
Source: RefSeq, a predicted model, not a curated record